Messenger RNA from Jaminaea rosea, 3177 nucleotides. RefSeq lists its product as hypothetical. The transcript has a single exon. Lineage: Eukaryota; Fungi; Basidiomycota; Exobasidiomycetes; Microstromatales. The coding region runs from base 26 to 3004 and encodes 992 amino acids. The record is from RefSeq and is a predicted model, not a curated record.
UCUCGCCAAUCAUGUACGACGAGCGAUGAGCGCAAGCCAAUCAGAGCCAGGCGCAGGCCCAGGGCGAACCUGUCGCCCUCACUUCACUACCUCUCUGGCAGACUUUGCUCUACCCACUCGCUCGGCCUCACCAUCGCCUGCCGUCCUCUCUCCUCUGGCAUCGACGACGGCAGCUGGUGCCAGACCAACACAACAACGCGGCUUGGGCUCCUACGCACUGCGACCGCGCUCCUCGCUGUCCCGCAACAUCAUCACAGCAGCGCCCGACGAUGGACAAGACGACGAAGAUGACGACGGAGGGCGCAGCACAGCCAAAGGAGGGUACGACGAUCGUGGGCCCACAUCCUCCUCUUCUUCUCCCUUUCAACCACAUCGUCAGCCUCGAAGCCCCUCUCAUACGACGUCCUAUCGCUCGGCGGCAGAUCGCGAUAGAAGCCGCGAACGUCUCACAUCCUCCUACUCGCGCAUGGGAAGCAACCCUCCCCUCUCCCCUCGUUCGAUGCGCGGUGGGGAGCGUGAAUCGCCCUUUGCCCGCAGUAUGGGCAACAGGCAGAGGGCGAGCUCGCCAAUGUCCCGUCGUCAACAUUUGAGCCCUGAGCCUUGGAGUACAGGCGUGGAUGCAGCAUCAUCGUACGGAGGGGAAGACGACGUGGAGCUGGAUUUGGACGGGAUGGAUAUGAGGAUGGAGGAGGCCGAGGAUGACGACGAGGAGUCUACGGCUAGUUCCCCGACAAAGCGAGUUGCGGUGCAGAGGGCUGAGAACCACUCACUCGCACCUCGAGGUAGCAAUGCAGUAGCGCCGCCACUACGGCGUGUCCUUCAACUCCUCAAGGAAGAGUCUAAACCUGGCGAAGGGGAGGUAGCAAGCGAAGCCAAAGUCACAAAACGCCUAGGCGCCAUCAACGAAGCGGCUGCGGCCUCUCGCAGUAUGCGCGAAGGUAGCCCUUUUGCUACACCUUCAUCCUCAUCUUCUACCCUCGUCCACGACGCAGAUGCCGCCUCGGGCAACCUCAGCGUCUCGCAAGCGCACGCACAGGCACAACGCAAUGCGGCCUUGUCCUCUGGGGACGACGAUCUGCUCGACAAUGUAGGCUUUGAGUCCUCUUCUGAUGCAUUGAGCAGUCCUUCCUCAAAUGAGGGUGACGAGAUAGACUCAGAUGCCGGAUACGAGCCUGCGAGCACGCCUGCCUCACUGCCUGACGGCCCUGAUGGUGCCACACUGGAGCCUGCCAACGACAUGCAAAUGGACGAGGGAGACGAUGAGGCUAUGCAAGACGAUAGCGCGAGCGCUGAUGCUGGGAGCGGGCUUCUAUCGACUACACCUCUGGCCGGUCACAAUGCUGGCCCCGCCUCCUCGUCCACCCUCUUCCCCAGUUCGGCCAUCUCGACUCCUCCACCACGCUUUUCAACCCCAUCUCUCCCCUCGUCAGCCAACGUCUCUCCGGUCAAUGAGCGCGGCGGCGGCUACCCCUGGGAUGCACGUCAGCACCCACUCAAUCGCGGCUUGACAGAGGCGCCACGCACCCCAAUGGGGCUGAGCGCUCUUGCUGCUGGGCUUGGAGGGGAAGCAGCACCGGCUGCGGCGAAUCACAGCCUCUCCAUCUCAUCUCCCAGCACCUCCUCCACCACUUCGACCCCGACCCAACCCUCCACCACCGGGCCCAUGCGUGGCGGCAUCUCAACAAGCAGCACAACUGGCCGCAAGAGAACGGGCUCAGCAUGGACCGACUUCCGCAACUCCCCCGGCCAGACCUCAUCUUCCGCCGCCACGGGAAGAGAUGGUGCCACGCCUGGCGGAAGCGCAGGCAGCUUAGGAGCAGGAGGAGCAAGCAGCUACGAUCGCAAGCAACAUCGUCUGCACGGCUAUCAGGCGAGCUGGCAUGCUCGGCAUCACCACCAUCAUCAUCAUCACAGUAAAGCGAAGGAUCUUGCACUGGCUGCCGCAGCUAGUCGUGGCCUUUCCACAUCGCCCGCCGCGAGCACGAGUGGUGCGUACCCUGGAGGAGUGGCCGCUUUCAAUACAAGCCGAGCCUCUUCUCCCACCUUGGCUAGUGCGGUCACCAGUGCGAGCACGAAGAGGAAGUUCGGCUUCGGCGGCACUGGCUCUGACUCUCCCGGUGGAUCGAGUAGUAGUAGCGGGAAUGCCAACUCGGAGCGCGGUACCAGCGGGGCAGGGGAGCGGUACGAUCCUUACAUAAGUAGCGCUCAUAAACGUCGCGCUCUGAGUCCGUUGAUGAGUCUAGGACUAGGCCUUGGGAGUGGGUCAGGAAGCAUGAGCAGCAUGCAAGCAACAGAAGGUGGAAGCGCAGGAGGCCCAGGAGGUGGAGGGAGCGGUGCGUCAAGCCCCGCAAGGUAUCACGCGCCGCAGUCCUGGUAUCAUCGCAACUCAGUCACUAGCCCGACCGCAACCUUCAAUGGUGGCUACUUCCCUCCAGCUUCCGUCUCCGCUUCUUCGACCUCAUCCUCUACGGCACCCAAUGGCGGCGGCGGCGGCCCGGCUGGAAUUUCGGCCGCAGCUGCAGCAGCCUCAUCAAGCAGUCCACUCCUCUCAGCCGUUGCCCCUCGCCUGGCCGCUCAUAGGGACGCGGCGGCUCAAGCGGCUGCCAAUGCGGCUUGGGGCCCUCUGUCGAAUCUGGAUGGAUUGGGCAUGGGUGGCACCCAGGAUGACGAGUCUCCUGCUGAGGAGCAAGGUAGAGAGGCGGUGCCGACGAGAGCGAUUGCUCCUGUAAGGAGGAGGGAGGGAACACCCACUCGCGCCGGGAGGAGCGGGAGUGGUGGUGGGAGUGGGAGUGGUACGCCGGCCUGGGGCGCAGCAAAGAGUCGGAUGGGCCAACUGCAAGGUGGGACGUCCUUGUCCUCGGUGACGACGUCCGCGGCAGCGACUCCAACGUCAGGAUCUGCAGUGGCGGCGCCAGCGACGGGCAUCCCGCCUUUUGGCGAAGACGAUGCUGGUCUUGGACCGAGCUUGCUGGCGGGUUCAUCUUCGCGGCGUAGAGGAGAGUAGAGAAGCGUUCAGCAGGAGUGUCAAGUCGAACCGGCAUCGUUCAGAGCGGGGGCCGGUGCGGUCAUCAACGUCAUUAUACCAGCCAAUGUAUUCAUUCCUUCUACACUGUUGCUUCUGCCCCUUCUCCUCUCAUUCUAUAUGCUACCCGGCACGCUCACAGCCUCUUUCCCACC